Messenger RNA from Orcinus orca (killer whale), 2587 nucleotides. RefSeq names its product translocase of outer mitochondrial membrane 7 (gene TOMM7). The transcript has 3 exons. NCBI's taxonomy places the organism in Eukaryota, Metazoa, Chordata, Mammalia, Artiodactyla, Delphinidae. The record is from RefSeq and is a predicted model, not a curated record. Gene Ontology annotation, cellular component: mitochondrial outer membrane translocase complex. Gene Ontology annotation, biological process: protein import into mitochondrial matrix. The coding region runs from base 85 to 264 and encodes 59 amino acids.
GCGCAUCUCCUUUCCUUUUCGGAUUCCCGACGCGGUUGCCGCGGUUGCUGUAGUUUCCCUAAGUGUGUUGCCCGGGCCGUCGCCAUGGUGAAGCUGAGCAAAGAGGCCAAGCAGAGGCUGCAGCAGCUUUUCAAGGGAGGCCAGUUUGCCAUCCGUUGGGGCUUUAUUCCUCUCGUGAUUUACCUGGGAUUUAAGAGGGGUGCAGAUCCUGGAAUGCCUGAACCAACUGUUUUGAGUUAUUUCCUUAGGGAAACAGUACCUUAGGAAACAUUAUCAGAGAUGGAACUACCUGGUCAAGCUGUGUGAACAUUUUCCAAGCCCUGAAAGUUACCAUCAAAUACUUCUUCCCAAGAGGCCAUUAACCUUUUUAAGAUAAGUUUUCUCUUUUAUAAGUUGGGCAUACUAUCUACUUUAUAAGAUUGCGAUGAGGAUUGAAUAAGAAUAUUGUGUGUAAAGUAUUACAGUGCUUGACAUGUAAUGUUUGAGCAGUAAACUAUUAAUAAUAAUUUUUAAUCUUUUCGAUGUCACCUCAUUUACCCCACUUCUUUCUCCUGUGAGAACUAUGCUCUAGCUACAUGACACUGCAUGCUAAUCCCAGAAUAAACUGUAUUUUUUCGUGCCUUUGUAUGCUUAUUCUCCCUCAGCCUGGAAUGCUUCUUCCAUUCAGUUUUCACUUGUCUAGAAAAGCCCAAUCUCAAAUGUCACCUCUUCCCUAAAUCUUUUCCUCCUUCUCCUAACUGAAAUUGCACCAUUUUUUGUGUUCCUAUAGUAUUCUUUUGUGUCUGUCAUUCUUUGCUUUGUAUUAUGCUUGUUGCUUAUUUGCAUUCUAUGUUGUCCUGCAAGUACCUAAAGUAGCUGCCAACUACUUUGGCAACACUUUUUAAAUGUUGAAUUAACUUAAUUAAAUGAUCCUAACCUCUUGGUGGUCUUGGAACAGGAAUUGAUACAGCAUUUCCUCCUGUACAGUUUUUAGACUAGACCUGCAUCCUGAGAAAUAGUGUUUUUUGAGCCUCAGGUGAUCCAGGAUCCAGAGGUGGUGCUAGAUGUACCCUUUUGUUGUACUGGCUUCAGUUAUCCCACCAAGAGUUGACCCUUGAAAGUUGCAGACUGGAUGAAGCAGCCACCCCCCUGCUUUUUAUUUCUUCACCUUACUGUCAUCUCAGUGCUCUUGUCAUUGCUGGUGCUGAUGAUCAUUCUUUUCUGUCAUUAGGGACAUUUUCUGAUUUCUUUCCAGGGAUAUUUGUGAUUUAGGAAGGGAUUGAGGAAUGCUGAUAAGAGUUAUCCUGUUACAGAAUUUCAUAUACUGUGCUGCUUGCACUGGAGAGACUUGACUAAGAGGUCUUCCUGGGUUACCUGGUCUGUACCCUGAAAGGAAUAGACUUGUAUCUGCCAGGCUUUUCAGUAAUGUAAAUGUUUUAUUAAUAUAAAACUUAUUUAGCAAUAUAAAGUUUAUUGUUUAUAUAUAAAUUUAUAUAUAUCACACUUGUGGAGAUAAUAUGGUUCAUGAUUUACUGGUCUGUUUCCCUUGUUGUUAGAUUCCUUGGGAUUAGAUCCCCAUUUGUCUUAGUGUCCUCCUCUUUCACUCAGGAUGGUGCAUUGUAUGUGGUUGGUUGAUAUGAAUGCCUUAUUUAAAAUGCAGAAUUUAAUGAAUAAGGGACAAUAUCUUAGUAAAACAUUAUUUAGGCAAAAUAUAUGAAUACUAAGUAACUGAGAGAAUGAUUGUUCCCAUUAUCUUUAUAAAGCCAAGGAAGAUUUUCUUUUCUCUUUAUCUUAGAUGCUCAUUACCAGUGAGGAAGAGACUUCGAUAAAUGGAUAAUUUGUUUUCAUAGCUUAACUGUAUGCAAAAAUACUUGGGGUAUAUUGUGAGAUUUUAAUACACUUUUGAAAACUGGGAAUAGAUGCAUGUUGGUUUGUUUUAUAUGUAGAGGGAAAAUAAUUUCUAAAAAUUAACAAUGCUCAGAUUGUCAUUUUGUAAUGCAAUUUUAUUUAAGUUGACAUACUACUAGAAACUACAUUUUUAAUCAACAGGACUUAGAAGUAAAGCACCUCUUGUCUCUUUCCUGGAUCUAAUAAUGAUACAGCUUUAUUUUCUGGGUUCAUCAGUCCUUCAUAUCAAUAUUUUGAUUGACCUCAAUUUAUGUUAAUAGGUAACUACAAUAAAAAGUAAUAAAACUAUAUUUCUUUAAAUAGGUCUCUAUGUUUGUUUUUUUUUUGCCCAAUGAGAUUGAUCCUUCUGCUAACUGAAUUUGAUAGAUGAGUAAACACAAACAUAAAUGUAUAAAAUCUUCUAAUUCUUAAGCUAUGUUUAAGAAGUUUUACUUUGGGGUUUAAUUUAUUUUUCCUCUUCACAAACAUUUUAGCUUACUUUGGGGAUAAAGGACUAUUUGGUCAUCUGGUUUUGGAAGCAAUCAAUGCAGAGGAACAACAUGGAAGGUGUGCACUCUGGCUGGGAUGAGAGAUGGGACAUCGUUCACCAGUUGGAUGGCACAGGGCUCUUACUUCUCAGAUGCGUCUGUGGCAGAGUGGAACCUCUACUGACUUAUUUAUGAUAGACUGUAUUAAAAUAAAUGUUUUUUUAACAGUGUUA